This is a messenger RNA of Kwoniella botswanensis, 717 nucleotides long. RefSeq lists its product as uncharacterized. Lineage: Eukaryota; Fungi; Basidiomycota; Tremellomycetes; Tremellales; Cryptococcaceae. The coding region runs from base 1 to 717 and encodes 238 amino acids. Gene Ontology annotation, molecular function: cytochrome-b5 reductase activity, acting on NAD(P)H; heme binding. The record is from RefSeq and is a predicted model, not a curated record. The transcript is spliced from 4 exons.
AUGUCCUGGCUUGUCCCCUCUCUGCCCACAUGGGCUCGAGCCACCCCCGCUUCAACUUCGACCUCUAAUUCUCCUUCCGACAAUGAGCAAGAAGAAGAAGAUAUAGAUGCACCACCACCUUUUCCACUCCUCAACUCGCAUCAGAGAUCCUCUGUACCAGCUCCAGCUCCAUCAUUCUCAGUAGCUCCUCCAUCACCUAAGAAAGCUACAAAUGACGAUGACGAGCCCCCAUCCGAUCUUAAUAUAGCUAUAUCCGAUUCACCCCUUGGUAAUAUGGCUCCUCCUCCUUCUACGGUCAAAAAGCCGAAUUUUGGUAUACAGAAAGGUGGACAGGACUCUUCUGCUGUCGAGGAAAUGGCAAAGAAGACACAGAUGAAGACGAAGAAGAGGUCGAAGGUCGCUUUGACUCCUGGGCAUAGUGCUUUGGAUUGGGCUAGGUUGACGAGUAGUGGAGAGGAUUUGAGAGGUGUACAAGGAUUUCUGCGAGUUACGUUGGCCGAGUUGAAAGAGCACAAUACACCUGACGAUGCAUGGUCAGUAUUUAACGGAAUGGUAUAUAACAUCACACCGUAUCUGCCUUUUCAUCCGGGUGGUGAAGAUGAAUUAAUGCGAGUGGCGGGAAGGGACGGUACGAAGUUGUUUAUGCUCACUCAUUCUUGGGUGAAUCUCGAUUUCAUGCUGAAAGAAUGUAUGGUCGGUGUGUUAGUAAGGGGUUGA